AUGGUACCUGUGCAACAGUGCGAUGCUGUAACAUUAUUACCAAUUGUAACAACUUACGUGUUACCAGGAACAACAAUUCAUUCUGAUGAAUGGAGAGCCUAUCAUGCGUUACAGCACAAUCCAGCCUAUCAAUAUGCUACAGUUAACUAUUCGGUUAGUUUUGUGGAUCCAAAAUAUA
Molecule: messenger RNA, 178 nt
Organism: Rotaria socialis
Lineage: Eukaryota; Metazoa; Rotifera; Eurotatoria; Philodinida; Philodinidae
Source: the annotation of a GenBank genome assembly